GAGGGGAUCGGUGCUCAGGGGGGGCUCUCACUUUUCCCCCGGCAGCCGCAGCUUUGUGCUGUCAUCGCUGGGCUUCACGGCGGUGGCAUUCGUGACGGGGUCGCUGGCGCUGUGGGCCCCGGCGUUCCUGUACCGCUCCUGCCUGGCCACGGGGCAGUGCCGGCCCUGCCCCGACAAGGACACCUGCAGCUCCCAGCAGAGCCUGAUCUUCGGGCUCAUCACCUGUGUGACGGGCUUCCUGGGCGUGGGGGCGGGCGUGGAGAUCUCCAAGCGCCUCCGCAGAACCAACCCCCGGGCCGACCCCCUGGUCUGCGCCGCUGGCCUGCUGGGCUCCGCGCCCUUCCUCUUCCUGGCCCUGGUGUGUGCGCAGGGCAGCAGCGUCGCCACCUACGUGUUUAUCUUCAUUGGGGAGACGCUGCUGUCCCUGAACUGGGCCAUCGUGGCGGACAUUCUGCUGUACGUGGUGGUCCCCACACGCCGCUCCACAGCCGAAUCCUUCCAGAUCGUCAUGUCCCACCUGCUGGGUGACGCUGGCAGCCCCUACCUCAUCGGCGUGAUCAGCGACAGGAUCCAGCGGGGCCGCCCCCCGUCCUUCCUGCUGGAGUUCCACAGUCUGCAGUACGCCCUGAUGCUGAGCGCCUUCGCCGGGGUGCUGGGGGGCGGCUUCUUCCUCGCCACCGCACUCUUCAUCCAGGGUGACCGUAAGCGGGCCGAGCUCAGCACCCAGGGUCUGCUGCCGGAGGAAGCCGAGCCGGAGGACCAGAUUGUGGUGCCGAAGCGCGGCCGAUCCACCAAAGUGCCCGUCUCCAGUGUCCUCAUCUGAGAGCCACCCCCACCCCCGGUGCUGGGGCCGGGUGCCACCAGUCGGGCAGAGACUAUCGCUGCCCCCCACGGGCCAGACGUGGGGCAGGCCGAACUGUGCCAGUUUGGGGGGCUGGUAUUGUAUGUGAGCGUGGAGCCCCCCGUGGAUGGGGCACCCUGGGCUGGGACAAGCCAGGGACCCGCAACUUAACACCCCAGUCCCUGGCGCAGAGAGGGGCUUAGGGACUGAGAGAGGGGGCUCUUGGAUUCCUUGGGGGGCCAUACAGGUUACCAUUGGAUUGUAGGGGGCUGGAGUCCUGCCCCCCCUCCAGCCGCCAUGUUUUCAUCCCAUUAAACUCUUUGUUAGGUC
This is a messenger RNA of Gopherus evgoodei (Goodes thornscrub tortoise), 1171 nucleotides long. It is a transcript of the gene SPNS1, whose product is annotated as sphingolipid transporter 1 (putative). The annotation marks the transcript as partial. NCBI's taxonomy places the organism in Eukaryota, Metazoa, Chordata, Testudines, Testudinidae. Gene Ontology annotation, molecular function: transporter activity. The record is from RefSeq and is a predicted model, not a curated record. The transcript has 6 exons. Gene Ontology annotation, cellular component: membrane.